AUGCCUUCCAAUCUCUCUUUCCCCAGAGCCAGAGGACUGAACCAAAACAUAUGCAAAUAUGUAGUGAUUUAUUUAGUAUGUGUCACCUACAUUUUGGUGUCAAGCCAACCGAAAUGGAGGAGACGCGGCGAUCCACGUUCUUCCACAAACAUCAGCCAUCUGGUGUUUGGGAUUACUAGUUCAUCAAACAGGUGGAGAGACAAAAGAGAUUACAUCCAAGCAUGGUGGAGACCUAAUGUGAGCCGAGGCUUUGUGUUCUUGGAACGUCCCCCUACGGAGCACCUGCCGUGGCCAGCAACGCACCCUCCCUACCGUGUCUCGGAUGACAACUCGCGGUACAAGGAGUACAACAGGCACCGUAUUCCAUCUGCGAUACGGAUGGCCCGGGUGAUCGAGGAGACAUUCAAGGCGGAGCGGGGAGGGGAGGCGAGGUGGUAUGUGAUGACAGAUGAUGACACAGUUUUGUUUGUUGACAACUUGAUUGGAGUUUUGUCAAAGUAUGAUCACAAGAAGUAUUUUUAUGUUGGGAUGAACUCAGAGUGCUUUGUGUGCAAUGUUGUUCACUCAUUUGGGAUGGCAUUUGGUGGAGGUGGAUAUGCCCUGAGCUAUCCCCUGGCCAAGGCUGUGGCUGAGAACAUGGAUUUGUGCCUCAAGAGAUAUCCAUUUCUCUAUGGAAGUGAUCUUAUUCUCCAAUCAUGUAUUGCUGAUUUGGGAGUGUCUCUCACUCAGGAGCCUGGUUUCCACCAGAUUGAUUUCACAGUAGAUAUCUCAGGGUUGCUAUCAGCCCACCCCCACUCUCCUCUGGUGUCACUCCACCAUCUAGACGCAGUGGAGCCGCUGUUCCCCUCGACCAACCGCACCGAGUCCCUAAAGCUGCUGAUGGAAGCCGCAACACUCGAUGAAUCGAGACUGCUGCAGCAGAGCAUAUGCUAUCUGAAGAAAUACAAUUGGACUCUUUCGGCCGCGUGGGGAUACUCUGUCGAAUUAUACGAGACCAUUCUCCCUCCGAGCCAUCUCUACCGCCCUCGCGAGACCUUCGCGCAAUGGAUGAAGGGCGCCUCGCCACCAUACAUGUUCAAUGCCCGCCCCCUCUCCACGGACCCUUGCGACGCGCCUCACCUCUUCUUCUUGGUGCCUGGACCGGGUCGGGUCACCGCCUAUAGAAGAACAUCUCCACGUGGCCUGCCUGUGUGCCGCGGCGGCCGUUCUGCUGAUAAUGUCACCGUAAUUCGCAUCCUCUCGCCCUUAAAGAGGCUGGAUUGGAAACAGGAUGGAGGGAGGAGAGAGUGUUGCGAUGUGGAUGAGGUGGAUGCGGAUGCUCUCCAAGUUAAAUUAAGGGAUUGUGGCGCCAACGAGUUACUUCUUUAACCAUCCAUAUCUCAAUUGCCAAUACA
This is a messenger RNA of Salvia splendens (bonfire salvia), 1394 nucleotides long. RefSeq lists its product as uncharacterized. Lineage: Eukaryota; Viridiplantae; Streptophyta; Magnoliopsida; Lamiales; Lamiaceae. The transcript has 2 exons. The record is from RefSeq and is a predicted model, not a curated record. The coding region runs from base 1 to 1368 and encodes 455 amino acids.